AUGGAGACAAGCCAUUCUUCAUUACCAGUUGAAAUAGGAGCUUCACUUCAAACACUGGGGCUUCGCGAUACUCAGGACGAUCCCCCCUGCCCUCAGUUGAUAGGGGAGGCUUUUGCUACUAUUAACAAUCAUAAGGAGGGAAAUACUCAUUUAAUUGGAGCUCAGUCAGCUGUAAAAGUUCUGUUAAGCACCGGGGAUGUGAUCAUCGAAUACGUUCCCCCAGACAGCUCUCCUCCUGAUUCUCCUGAAAACUCUAGCCACCGUUGGCAGGUCUUAAGUGAUGAUCUUAUGAGGAGCAGUCCCUACUUUCGGGCCUUGCUUGACCCUAAUAAAUUCUCUGAGGGCAGGGAUUUCAGCCAACAGAAGGCCAAGUGGAGCCAGGGUACCACUGCUAAGGGCGGAGAAUCUUUAUCUGAUGAUAUUUCGAUCCGGUAUAACUUGCCAACAGUCAGGUUGCCGGUGGAUCAUCUCCCACAAAAGCUUGGGGCAGACACUAUUGAACUGUUCCUCCGAGUGUUAUCGUUCAACUCAUUUGAUGAGGAGGAGAAAGCUAAGUUCGACGGGGAGCUCAGAAUUCAGCCUGCCUCAUUAGUUGGUAGGUUGGUAGAGCUAGCUGAUGCCUUCAACUCUCCUCAUGUCAUCUGGGAAGCUCUGAAAAGGUCCAGGUAUGCUUUUGGGAAAGGAAGAGCUCCCCUGUUGAGAUUUGAUUCCUCGGUACUGAAACUGAGUGAGGACCGAAUUCGGCAAACGAUCUUCAUAGCGAGGUUUCUUAAUGAGUAUACCAUUUUCCAAAUAUGGACGCAUGCGCUGAUCCUCACUGGGUCAAAGUUUUGGGUAAAUGGGGUGGAACCACCUACUUCAGCUACCGUCCGCUGGCGGUAUCUUUCCGAUGGUUUAGAAGAGGAAUUAUACUAUAGACGACAAUGCGUUUUAAAUACCAUUACAGAUCUCCAAGCGUACUUUCUCCGCGCUUUUGGCGCAUUGGAGGAACCAGAAGGCCCUAAAUCAACAAGUGCAUCGGUCGCAGUAACUGCAGUCCAAUCUCGACAGUAUCAAUGUCGGUGUGGAUUUGGUAAUUCCAGUGCCUGUGACGCUUUUCAUCUGGGUCAAAUGACCCGCUUUUUUACUCUACGCACGAAGACAAUAUUCUUAGGAUCUACCCUAAUAGAUCCGGAUUUUGGCUUAGACUCUGAAGACGAGGAUACAGCAGAACGUUCCCAACCAUCUGGGCCACCAAGCGACGUAACUUCAAUCAUCGCCUCGCUCAAACAGUGUCCUGAUUAUCAAAUCGACACGAAUCACAAUGGUUGUGGCGUGCGACGCCGAUUUCUUCCGCCUUUGGAUUGUAUAGAGCGGUUUGUGGGCGACGGUAGAGGCUUACUAGGCAUUGAGUUACAAGACUGGGAUAACAAUAAUUGGCCAUCUUCGUCCGGCUCGUGGGCAAACCGGUCACUUCGAAGAGCCCGUGUCAUCGAUAUCCAUCUGUCCAGGAUCAGUUCUGUGCCAGUCAUGUCCUCGGGCUUAUCACGAUCCUCUCCCCAGGAAGAAAAUGCUCGUUUACUUUUUACAGCGAAGAAAAGGAACUGGGAAGCUUGA
Molecule: messenger RNA, 1596 nt
Organism: Aspergillus bombycis
Lineage: Eukaryota; Fungi; Ascomycota; Eurotiomycetes; Eurotiales; Aspergillaceae
Exons: 2
Coding region: 1-1596 (531 amino acids)
Source: RefSeq, a predicted model, not a curated record